AUGCAAUUCAUCCAUGUCAUCUCAGGCCUCCUCCUGAUCCGCACGUCUCUGUCUUUGAAAGUUGGCAUUCCACGAUCCCACGAAGCUCCCGACACCGAAUCUUCUAAACCCCUCGACAAAAGAUGGGAUUUCUGGUUCAAAGACUUCCCAAUGGCAUCUGAAAGAGCAUCAGGCGUCAUAACAGCAGAAAAUAUAACCGAUGCGGUUGACCUAAUAGUUACCCUGUCUAGAUACAUUGUGGAAAACGUAGAAGAUGAUGAUGUCACAUUCAUUGCAUUUUUCGGGUCUCCAGCAUAUCAUCCACAUGUUAUGGGUUCGUCUCGUUAUCCCGCUUCUUCAUCUUCGUAGAACUAAUAGGCUUGUAGAUGUCUUUUCUCGCAUCGCAGAAAUCAAAACUACAACCGUGGGUGAAAGUGACGAAUUACAUAUUAUCGCAGAUUCGCAGCCACCCGCGACUAGAAAUGAUGUUUAUGCACUAUACCAAGUCAUAGAUGGAGUCCCGAUCAUAAGGUUGUAUCCAAAUUUUGCGAAGUGUGAGGACCUCUACUACUACGGCCCCGGUAGUAGUUCAUGGAUAGGCCAACUAGAUGCUUUGCGCUCCACAAGUCAGAUAAUUCUUCUGCACGAGUUGGCACAUUUUGUUGGGGAUAGAGAGUUGUAUGGGCCAGUAGUACCUGGGACUGAUUAUGAAGGUACGUUUUAACUCUGCUCACUCCUUUGGAAUACGAGAAGUGGAGAUUGACAUUUACGACAGCCGCAUUCAUGGGUGGAAGCAUUCUAGACGUCCCACUCGCAUCGGCAGCCGGUCCGAUGGAAAAGGUAGAUAAAUUCUGCUCGUUCUUGAAAUUAGGGCUAAAUUUUCCCUAGAAAUGGAUGGCUAAGAAAUUAGGUGUCAAAGAUAAAAACAAGGUGGAAGAGAUUUUGGUCUACGGCGAGUCGGAGACUCUUAUUUUACCUCAGUUGAGAUAUGGUCCAUUAUGGGCGGUUCACAAUGCUGAUAGCUAUGCAAUGUUUGCUUUAGGUAAGCUAAACACAAACUCUUUCAUGCACUUCUUGAAGUUUGAAGAUGGCAAUGCUGAUUCAAAUGCACUAAGCAUUAUUGAUUAA
Molecule: messenger RNA, 1107 nt
Organism: Hymenoscyphus albidus
Lineage: Eukaryota; Fungi; Ascomycota; Leotiomycetes; Helotiales; Helotiaceae
Source: the annotation of a GenBank genome assembly